AUGUUGUGGAAAGUGUUUCUCACUGUAAUUCGCCAUCGCUUCAGUUUAAAGGCGUACGAAGAUGUUGAAGGUGUGCUUUCCAAACUAUCACAAACAACUUUAGUUGUUUACUUUCAAGCUCAAUUUGAGGAUCUCAUGAACAAGAAUCUAUCUCAUCGUUGUCGUAGCAAUGCUCUCUUGCUACUCGGUGUUGACGAUGAUGAACAUGAUCUUCAUAUUGAAGAAGCUUCUCCUGAGGAUGUUUCUGGGGAAAUUUCUAGCCUUAAUGCCCUUUAUAGUCGACUCUAA
Messenger RNA from Vicia faba (fava bean), 288 nucleotides. The record is from the annotation of a GenBank genome assembly. Lineage: Eukaryota; Viridiplantae; Streptophyta; Magnoliopsida; Fabales; Fabaceae.